Messenger RNA from Hippocampus comes (tiger tail seahorse), 2007 nucleotides. Its product is annotated as zinc finger and BTB domain-containing protein 38-like. Gene Ontology annotation, biological process: regulation of transcription by RNA polymerase II. The record is from RefSeq and is a predicted model, not a curated record. The coding region runs from base 418 to 2007 and encodes 529 amino acids. Gene Ontology annotation, molecular function: protein binding; DNA-binding transcription factor activity, RNA polymerase II-specific; RNA polymerase II cis-regulatory region sequence-specific DNA binding. NCBI's taxonomy places the organism in Eukaryota, Metazoa, Chordata, Actinopteri, Syngnathiformes, Syngnathidae. The transcript is spliced from 5 exons.
ACGUGUGCAAAGCAAGUGCUGUCAUUUUGUUUCCCAUUUCAGGCCUACAGACUACAACACAUUUCAGACACAUAAGAAAAAGUCCUACAUCACCCGAAACUUGCACAGACAAGCAACAUUACCGUCAGGCAGAGCCUCAAGCUUGUCUUUGUGGGUCAGUGAUGCAACGAGAGUGACGCAGCAGUGGCUGCAGCUCUCAGAAGACUGCUAGCUAUACAUGGCAAUGAAAGAAUCAUGGAUCCAGGGCCAACAGCGUGUUCCACAGAAAGCUACUCGACAACACUGAAGAAACACAAUGGUAAACACUUGAUCCAGAGCAAAGGCAGAACAAGACCCCAACAAGAAUUUCCAAGGCUGCACAUUCAAGAAUCUCUGCACCUUCAGAUGGCUGCGAAUUGUUGCUUCAGUUAGAACCUGAUGGAUAGUUUUCACCCUCACACCGUGCUCAGCAAGCUUAAUGAGCAGCGCUCACUCGGCCUUUUCUGUGAUGUGACUAUUGUAGUGGAGGAUGUGAAGUUUCGUGCCCACAAGAACAUCCUGGCAGCUUGCAGUGGCUACUUCAAGAAUGCUCUGUCAAAUGAGACAUGGAGUUCUAGCCGUGUGCUGGAACUGAUGGACCUGAAGUCUGAAGUUUUUGCCUGCGUCCUCAAUUUUAUCUACUCCGCAAAGGUGACAUCGCCUUGUGUUGAGGACAAGAAGGAGCUAAUAGCAGCAGGGAAAAGACUUGGUAUUCCCUUUUUAGAGAAGCUUGCAGGGCAAGAGAAAAAGGACAAGAAUCAAUACCAACUGGACUGCGUUAAAUCCACAGACUGGAGCAGUAAAAAAACAAAGGAGGAGGUCACCAGACCUGAGGAGAUUGAUGGUUCAAGAGGACCACGAAUCACCAAUGCCUUCUCUAUCACUGAGGUGUGUCCUGGGAACAAUCCAUUCACCCCACUAGGAGACGAUGGUGAAGCGAUACCAUUAUGCCAGAUAACGGUAAAAAUAGGGGAUGAAGCCAUCAUCCGCCGCAGAAUCAAAGGGUCCAAGCUCUUCCCAAGAAGGAAAAAGAGAGAAACGAGAAAACUGGGGGAGAUGGAGAGCCAAAGUCAACUCCACCCAGACGGCAAGUUGGAGAGCCCCAGACUCCGCUUCAGACCAGAUAUUUCAGGUUUAAUAUCCGAGACCCAUGAGGAUCCCAAUGAUUGUGACGUGGCUGAUGAGCUUUGGCGUCCCUACUAUUCUUACAAAGCUAAAAAGAAGAAAAAGAAGCGGAGAUUCAAGCACAGGCAAGCUUUGUUUCAUGAUUACAAUGAGACAGGUCCCCCGGGGGAGACACCCAGUGGCAAUGAUUACGUUUGCAACAGUUGUAUGGAAAAUGGCUCCUGCUUUGAUAAUUCAACCUGGAGCAGCAACCCGGAGAAGAAGUUCCGCUGUUCCUUCUGUCCCCAGCGCUUUCUCUACCUUGCCACCAAGAGAAGCCAUGAGAAAAAACACCAGGAGACAGCUGGAGAGAGCUACACCAGCCAACCAUGUUUGGAAUACUUUGAUAACUUGAGUACGGACAACAAAAAAGACUGCAUCAAAACAGAGGAGGAUGACAAUCAAAUUUCUGACAUGCAAUGUGAGGAAGAAGGACAUUUUCCCAUGAAGAAGCCUAAAACUGAGGAUGCAACAGAGUUAAUGACUUUGACCCCACAACAGGACAUUACAUACACGCACAUUAAAAGUUCCUUAUCGCACCAGACUGAGACGCUGUUCACUUUGGCGUCGCCCUCAAAAACACAUCAAAUGAAACAUAAAGUGAAAAAAAUAAUCAAUCCACCAGAUUCUUUAGAUCAAGUUUUCAAACCUCAAGCUCAAAAGAGAGAUGCCAGUAGACACAAGGACAGUUUGGAAGUAAACAGCGUAAUUGAUGGCCAGAAAUCCUGCAAACCAUCAACGAAGAAUGCAUCGGACUUGAAAGACAACCCCGUCUCUCUUCACAAACCAGAGAAAAGGAUGUGUAAAGACGAAACGUUUUUCUAA